Messenger RNA from Lasiodiplodia theobromae, 1254 nucleotides. RefSeq names its product tRNA(Ile)-lysidine/2-thiocytidine synthase. Bases 1 to 1254 code for a protein of 417 amino acids. The record is from RefSeq and is a predicted model, not a curated record. NCBI's taxonomy places the organism in Eukaryota, Fungi, Ascomycota, Dothideomycetes, Botryosphaeriales, Botryosphaeriaceae. Gene Ontology annotation, cellular component: mitochondrion; cytosolic tRNA wobble base thiouridylase complex. The transcript has 3 exons. Gene Ontology annotation, biological process: tRNA wobble position uridine thiolation. Gene Ontology annotation, molecular function: tRNA binding.
AUGCCACCCGCUCUGUGCGCGCUGUGUCAGCGCGACCGCGCGUUGAUCCUGCGGCCCAAGAAUCAUCAGAAGCUGUGCAAGCUCUGUUUCCUCGAGGUCUUUGAGACCGAAAUCCACCACACGAUUGUCUCAACAAACCUCUUCCAGCGCGGCGAAAAGAUUGCGAUAGGUGCAUCCGGUGGCAAAGACAGCACCGUUCUCGCCAGCGUCUUAAAGACUUUGAACGAACGAUAUGACUAUGGUGUCGAGCUUAUAUUGCUGAGCAUAGACGAGGGGAUCAAGGGCUACCGCGACGACAGCCUGGAGACUGUCAAGCGCAAUGCUGUGCAGUACGAUAUGCCGCUGACCAUUGUUGGAUAUGACGAACUAUACGGCUGGACAAUGGAUCAGGUUGUUGAGCAGGUUGGAAAAAAGGAUGAUGUCGCAGAGACCGUACUCAUGAACUUGCUGCGUGGCGACCUCCCACGUCUUUCUCGCACAACGUCGAUCGUAACCUCUACUCCCUCCACCGCGCCUCCUCCGCCCGGCCCUGAUGGUAUAGUCGCCAUUGACCAUACCAACAUCAAGCGCAGCAAGCCGUUGAAAUAUGCAUACGAGAAGGAGAUCGUGCUAUACGCCCACCACAAGAAUCUCGACUACUUUAGCACCGAGUGCAUUUAUUCCCCUGAGGCUUUCCGCGGCAGCGCUCGAGCGCUUAUUAAGAAUCUUGAGCGUGUUCGGCCGAGCGCAAUUCUCGAUGUCGUCCGAAGCGGAGAAGAUAUGGCGAAGUUGGUUCCCGGAGGGGACGGCGACAAAGCAUGUGGGGGAAAAGAAUGUGGCUCUACCACAGUUGCGCUCCCCGAUGAGGAUGAGGGCGGUUGUGGUAGCGCUCAGGGACGUAGCACUGGAGGUGAAAUGGCGAAGAUGGAGCGCGUCCUUGCGCAGAAUGAUGUCGCAGCGACUGCCGGGCUGGAAACAGAGAUCACAUUGGACACCGUCCCAUUGGCAUCCAAGCACAAACAAAAACAGCCGAAACGCCGGCCCAAUGGGAACAUCCCGGAUAGGCAAACGUCGAAGAAAGCGCCAAAGCAACAAACAAUGGGUAAAUGCGCCAAGUGUGGCUACAUCUCAAGCCAGGCAGUCUGCAAGGCCUGCACUUUGCUUGAAGGCCUGAACAAGAAUAGACCGAAGACUACGAUCGGAGUGAACGCAGAGACGAACGAAGAGAAGCCGCUCCAAAAAGCCAUGCGGGAUGUUUCGAUCAGCGCCGAGUGA